This is a messenger RNA of Vicugna pacos (alpaca), 3708 nucleotides long. The record is from RefSeq and is a predicted model, not a curated record. Lineage: Eukaryota; Metazoa; Chordata; Mammalia; Artiodactyla; Camelidae.
AGAGCGUUGUAAUCAGGUCUCUGCCUCGCCUCGUGGGUCUGUCAUUCAUACACAGUUAGGCUCACGCUUUGCAGAGCCGCUUCGUCUUCAGGGUGAUUCAUAAAAAGGAUUUUUUGACAAGCGCAGGUUUCUUUUAAGUCAUACUGCUGAGCUGGGUGGGACACUUGAGACAUCUGUUGAGAAGUAAUUUCAUAGGACGAUUGGUGAAGGGGAUUGAUUGCAUAGGAUCGAGCGAACUGACGAAUGUGGUGGUGGUUCAAAGUCCUGAGACUUUGCUGGCUUUUAGUCUGCUUUCUAAUUGGACUGAUUACCAAACGUCUGGCUCCCCGGCCAUAGCGCCCCCGGUUUAGGAUGGGAAGAGAACCCUCUGACGCAGUUGUCGCCGAGGGUGGCGGAUGACUCAUGACGUGUAGCAGUGCUUGCUCUGUGUCUGCUGCUAAAAGUACACGUACGGUGCUUGCUAACAGUUGGGCACGAGUGGUCAGACGGACGGCCCAUUAAGUGCUUCCCCUUAACACACUCCUGAGCCUGUUCACGGUGUCUGAUUAGUUCCCCCGACGUGGAGAACUGGAGGCCCAGCGCUGAGGGACGUGAUCUGACCCUGGGGCGGGAGCCACCCCCCAGCAUCGAGGCACAGAUGCUUUGAUCAUCAGUCCUUUCUACUGAAGGACUUGUGAUCAGGAAGCGAGGUGGUGGGGAAGCCUGCACACGUGGAGGUGCGGGGAGUCACUCUGGCUUAUGGCUGGCGUGACUUGAACUUCACUGACCAAAGUGGCUGCUUUAUGGCCUUUGGGAUGCACAUCGCACAUCUGCUUUGGCCUUGAGGGAAUGCAUGUGAGUCAAAGAGGAGUGGCCGUGGCUCAGACGUUCAAGGUAAACUAGGUGGUCAUUGUGCAUGUGAUUUUGGACACACUCCUGUGUUGAGAACACUGAUUUUCUGAGCUGUGUCAGACUCAGGAGACCACCAGCCAUUUUCAAAGCCGAGUCUUCUGGCAGCUGCAACCUUGUGACCUCUUGUAACCAUCACAUUUUUAGACAAUAAAAUUGUUUUGGAUCAGAUAUUGCAGGAAGGAGGUAGGAGCAGUGGCCGGUGCUCCCUGCUGUGUGUGCAUUAACCCCACAUCAGAAGUUAAAACCCACUCAGAUGAAAGCAGGCAGCAGGCUGCGAGCCCCUCCCCCGCCCCGGGCCAGGCUUUCAGGCUCGCUCUCCUGAGCUCCUCAGGGAAUGAGAUCUUAAUCACAGAAGACUCGGAUCCUGGGCUUGGAGCCAACUCAGUGGCCAGAUCGAGGCUGGACUGUGCCCUGUUUCAGCAGGAAGUAGCCAGAGCGGUCGUCACCCCGUUCCCGGAACGACGUGGGGCUGAGACGGGACUGGAGCGUGAAACCGAGUGCCCCUGCCGAGCUGUGAUGGACCUGAGAGGGCGGUCGGGCAUAACCCGGGGUGGACGCGUUGUCCCAGAGACAGGGAUCCAGGCUUUCCUGCCAGUGAAGCGUUACAUCCGGAAGGGCAUCCCGCUGGAGCACCGGGCCCGCGUCUGGAUGGGGGUGAGUGGUGCCCAGGCCCAGAUGGACCGGAACCCCGGCUACUACCAGCGUCUUCUCGAGGGAGAGAGGGACAGCCGGCUGGAGGAGGCCAUCAGGACAGACAUGAACAGGACCUUCCCGGACAACGUGAGGUUCCGGAAGGGUGCUGACCCCUGCCUGCAGAGGACCCUGUACAACGUGCUGCUGGCUUACGGGCACCACAACCGCGACGUGGGGUACUGCCAGGGGAUGAACUUUGUAGCGGGGUACCUGAUCCUGAUGACAGAGAGCGAGGAGGAGUCCUUCUGGCUGCUGGACACUCUUGUUGGAAGCAUUCUGCCAGACUACUACAGCCCCUCGAUGCUCGGCCUGAAGACGGACCAGGAGGUCCUUGGGGAGCUGGUGAGGACCAGGCUGCCGGCGGUGGCGGCCCUGAUGGACCGGCACGGCGUGCCUUGGACCCUGGUCGUGUCGCGCUGGUUCCUCUGCCUGUUCGUGGACGUCCUGCCCGUGGAGACAGUGCUUCGCAUCUGGGACUGUUUGUUCAGUGAAGGCUCCAAGGUCAUCUUCCGGGUGGCCCUGACCCUCAUCAAGCGACACCAGUCCUUCAUUCUGGAAGCCAGCAGCUUCACGGACAUUUGUGAGAAGUUCAGGGAGAUCACGAAAGGGAGCUUCGUGACCGAAUGCCACACCUUCAUGCAGAAAAUCUUCUCAGAGCCCGGGAGCCUGUCCGCGGCCAGGAUCGCCCGGCUGCGGGAGCACUGCAGGGCCCGGCUGCUGGCUCGGGGCUGACACCACGGCUGGACGCGCUGGAUGUGGCUGAACCUCCGCCAGGUUUUGAAGGAGCGAUUCAAAUGUUCCUGUGUAAUUAAGUCUUGCCUGUGAGUGAUGAAGUGCUAUGUUUCUAAAAAUAUAUUUUUACCUGAGAUGUUGGUAACACGUGAAACAUGAGACGUGCGUUUGUUACGUCGGCACCCAGAUUGAGUGACGUCUCGGCAGGCGCCGGGAAUCAGCGCCCCAAGGGCGCCCUUGUCCUCUGCGCCUCAGCGCUGACCUUGGGGGCGGGGUUCGUGCUCGCGGUCUCUUGUAGAAAGGAAGUUUUCAGAAUGAUUUUUUGAGUCAUCGAGCCGUGUGAAGAAUAAAGCGCACAGUAAGAUUCAGGGGCUGCCAGUCUGAUGCGGGCCCUCCAUGCCGAUGUGGCUGUGUCACCCCGGACUCCUCCUCUCAGGGCCGGACCCCAGCCCUCCACCCCAACCCCGACCCCCUCUGCCUCUGCAGACACCUGCCACCUGGGCAGGCAGUGCCUUGCGUGGGCCACGUGGGGACGGGGGUUCUUCCUGGAAGCAGCCGAAGUGACAGAAGUUCCCCUUCUCAGAAGCAAACCAGCGCACCAUGGGGCCUGCCCAGGCCCACAGGGACCUGCUGGGCCCCUGGAAGCCUCUGCCCCCUGGGCAGAUGCACAUCUAACGUCGCACUCUGCCCCUCACCCCCAGGGCCUGAGCCCCAUGUGACAGGCCAGCUGCCAGUUUCUCUCACCUGGGCUCCACCCUGGGGAGACGGACACGGGGAAACCAUGGCUGUGCUGCCACCAGGGCCCUGCCCACCUCGUGUCCCUGGCCAGCCCCACCCAGCAGGGCCUGGUGUGAAAAGGACUGGAUGUAGCAGACCACACAACCUAAGUAAGUUUCUGGGGCAGGCCCUAGGCACGGCGUGUGGGCCACUGUCCACCUAGGCCAGGGACCCUCUGAGAACACAGGUCUUGGCUGACUCAGGCCCGAGCCCUGGCUCCGAAGGCCUCUGCUGCCGCCGGCCGAGGUGUCUCCAGCACCACUAGGCUCCAAACGCCGUGCUGUCAGAGGCCUGACCCCCUCCCCCACCACCGAGUUCUCAAGUUGCCCAGAGGACCAGCUGCCUAUCAGCCCUCCCUCCAAAGAAUCGGGCCCACCCCAACUCCCCCACACGCCCUCUCACAGGAGCCGACAGAGGCAAGAGGUCCAGACGGAUGAACAAAAAGACGCUUUAUUAGCAUUGUUGCAGCCUCGCGUCCCAGGACGGGACGGACCCUCAGUGCACAGCCCACUGAGCUGCAAGCGAUAAAUCAGACUGAACGAUUACUGUACACAGUGCGACAAGGUCACCCCAACCUCCAACAGAAGCCUGAAAACCACUUGACAAAAAAGUAAA